Verruconis gallopava is the source of this 2227-nucleotide messenger RNA. RefSeq lists its product as uncharacterized. Bases 233 to 2044 code for a protein of 603 amino acids. The transcript has 5 exons. Lineage: Eukaryota; Fungi; Ascomycota; Dothideomycetes; Venturiales; Sympoventuriaceae. The record is from RefSeq and is a predicted model, not a curated record. Gene Ontology annotation, molecular function: thiamine pyrophosphate binding; magnesium ion binding; acetolactate synthase activity. Gene Ontology annotation, cellular component: acetolactate synthase complex; mitochondrion. Gene Ontology annotation, biological process: L-valine biosynthetic process.
GCCUUGACCAGCGCCUCCUCUUUUGCAGUGAGCAUCAUUUCUGCAUGGGAGUGACUAGGGCCGCCCCACGGUGGCACCCAGAAGAGUUUGCCGGGGUAUCGACUGUGCAGUCUGGGGCCGCAGCUUGUGAUAAAUUCUGUACUUGACUGAGCCUACCCCUCCAUAAAUUUGGAUUCAUUCAGACAGCAAUUACGUCCAUUUGCCGGAUAUUCUGACUCCUACUGGUGUUCUGAUGGGUGACGCGAAGAUGCCUGACUUAUAUACCACUUCGUUCGCCUUCUUCGAGGCUUUGUGGGAUGCUGGUGUAAGGUAUUGCUUCGUCAAUUUGGGCUCAGAUCACCCCAGCAUCAUAGAGGCGAUGGUAAAGGGCCAGAAGGAAAAGAAAAAUGAGUUCCCGAGGAUAAUAACGUGUCCUAAUGAGAUGGUUGCUCUCUCGAUGGCCGAUGGCUAUGCCCGAUAUUCAGGAAAGCCUCAAGCGGUAAUCGUGCACGUUGAUGUGGGAACACAAGCACUAGCAGCUGCCGUGCACAACGCGAGCUGCGGCCGCGCACCUGUACUUAUCUUCGCGGGCCUGUCGCCGUACUCCUUCGAGUCCGAGCACAGAGGUAGCAGGACGGAGUACAUCCAUUGGAUCCAGGAUGUACCUGAUCAGAAGGCCAUUGUGUCGCAGUAUUGCCGCUAUACAGGGGAGAUAAAGACGGGCAAGAAUGUAAAGCAACUCGUCAAUCGGGCUCUCACCUUUGCACGUAGCGAUCCUCAGGGCCCAGUCUAUCUUUGUGGCGCUCGAGAACCAAUGGAACAAGACAUCGAGCCUUAUACGCUCGACCAGAAAUAUUGGGAGCCGGUGGAACCACCCGCGCUUCCACUCAGUGGCGUGAAGAAAAUUGCUGAAGCUCUCGUGAAUGCAAAGGAGCCUCUACUCAUUACUGGCUACAGCGGACGCAAUCACGAUGUGCCUCCUUUGCUUGUCAAACUCGCAGACACAGUCAAAGGCCUAAGGGUCCUGGACACAGGUGGCAGCGACAUGAAUUUCCCAGCAAAUCACCGAGCUUGGCUGGGAUUGAGAUAUGGCGUGGAUGAAUCCAUCAAAACAGCGGAUAUGAUCCUCGUCCUUGACUGUGAUGUACCGUGGAUAAAUCAUCACAAUACUCCCCGAUCAGACGCCGUCAUCUACCACGUCGACGUAGAUCCGAUCAAGCAGCAGAUGCCAGUCUUUUAUAUCAACGCCUUGGCUCGGUACAAAGCCAGCAGUUUCAAUGCAAUCACGCAAAUAUUAGACUACAUAGAAUCAAACGCAGCGUUAAAAGAAACGCUGAGCGCCUCGGAUAUAAACGAGCGUUGGGAAAGACUGGGAGAGUCAUAUACCAAUAGACUAAAGGCAAUUAAUAGCCUUGCCAAACCGAAAGACGACGGCACAUUUCUGACUCCGUAUCUGAUCAGUAGAGUACGGCAUCACGUUCCUCAAGACACAAUUUUUGCUGUUGAAGCUGUGACGAAUGGCCCGACGGUGUCAGAUCACCUGCAGGUUACGAUACCAGGAUCAUUGGUAAAUUGCGGAGGUGGCGGUCUAGGUUGGAGCGGGGGAGGAACAUUGGGAGUCAAACUGGCAACAGAUGAUCUUGGAGAAAAGAAAUUCGUUUGCCAGAUCGUGGGAGAUGGCACAUACCUCUUCUCCGUGCCUGGAUCCGUGUACUGGAUAUCCGCGAGAUAUUCCAUUCCGGUUCUCACUAUCGUGCUUAAUAACAAAGGUUGGAAUGCACCACGUAAAUCGCUGGAGCUCGUGCACCCGCACGGUCUAGGCUCGAAGGUCGACAACAAGACGAUCAACAUCAGCUUUGAGCCGACACCAGACUAUGCAGGCAUUGCAAAAGCUGCGGCAGGUGGGAAUUUGUACGCAGGAAGAGCAAGCACUGCGGACGAGCUAGAAAGAGUGCUGAAGGAAGCGGUUGAAAGCGUUAAGAAUGGUGUCAGCGCCGUGGUGGAUUGCCAAUUAGAUGGUCCACAAGGAAAAUUUAACGGAGAAGGCAAGAGUCUAGGCAAUUAAGCAAUGGUAUAUCCAGGUAUUUGGAUUUCUCACCUUAUUUUACCGUUGGUGAAUACGAGAUAAUGAUUCGGAUCACUGUGAUGACUUGAUUCACCGCGCAGAUUAGGUUGUUUGUCCAUUGCGUGCGGGUUUGUCAUAACUUUGUACGUGUGACGUCCACGUUCACAAGAGGUGAAAGUAUCA